Leptosomus discolor (cuckoo roller) is the source of this 1143-nucleotide messenger RNA. RefSeq names its product ATPase H+ transporting V1 subunit C2 (gene ATP6V1C2). The record is from RefSeq and is a predicted model, not a curated record. Gene Ontology annotation, molecular function: proton-transporting ATPase activity, rotational mechanism. Gene Ontology annotation, cellular component: vacuolar proton-transporting V-type ATPase, V1 domain; lysosomal membrane. Gene Ontology annotation, biological process: proton transmembrane transport. NCBI's taxonomy places the organism in Eukaryota, Metazoa, Chordata, Aves, Leptosomiformes, Leptosomidae.
AUGUCGGAGUUCUGGCUGAUUUCUGCCCCAGGAGAUAAAACAAAUCUGCAGGCGUGGGAGAGAAUGAACACAGUGACAUCUAAAUCCAACCUGUCCAGCAACAGCAAGUUCCACAUUCCAGACUUAAAGGUGGGGACACUGGAUGCUCUUGUUGGUCUGUCAGAUGAGUUGGGAAAACUUGAUAGCUUUGCUGAAAGCGUAAUAAAGAAAAUAGCCCAGUACAUAGGAGAAGUUAUGGAGGACUCAAAAGAUAAAGUCCAGGAAAAUCUUCUGGCCAAUGGAGUUGACCUAAUUAGCUACCUGACACGGUUUGAGUGGGACAUGGCCAAAUAUCCCAUAAAGCAGCCACUGAAGAAUAUAUCAGAAGCAUUAGCAAAGCAAGUGACUCAAAUAGAAACAGACCUAAAGACCCGAUCAGCUGCAUACAACAACAUUAAAGGAAAUUUGCAAAGCCUGGAGAAAAAAACUGUGGGAAAUCUGCUGACUCGGACCCUAGCAGACAUUGUGCAUAAAGAAGACUUUGUUCUGAAUUCCGAGUAUCUUAUCACUCUGCUCGUCGUGGUGCCAAAGUCAAGCUAUGUCCAGUGGCAGAAGACCUAUGAAUCACUCUCUGACAUGGUCGUGCCUCGCUCCACCAAAAUGAUUGCUGAGGAUGCAGAGGGAGGACUCUUCACCGUGACUCUAUUUAGAAAAGUGGUGGAUGACUUCAAGGCUAAAGCCAGGGAGAACAGGUUCAUGGUUCGAGAAUUUUAUUUUGAUGAGAAGGAACUGAAAUGUGAAAAGGAAGAGCUGAUGAAGUUAGCUUCUGAUAAGAAACAACAAUAUGGCCCGUUACUGCGCUGGCUGAAGGUGAACUUCAGUGAAGCUUUUGUGGCUUGGAUUCAUGUGAAAGCCUUGAGAGUUUUUGUUGAAUCUGUCCUGAGGUACGGCCUCCCAGUGAAUUUCCAAGCAAUGCUGCUGCAGCCAAACAGGAAGUCUGUGAAACGCCUGAGAGACGUCCUAAACGUGGUCUUCAAACACCUGGAUGAAGUGGCAGCAGCAAGUAUAAUGGAUCCUGGCAUGGACAUCCCCGGUUUACAACUGAGUAAUCAGGAAUACUAUCCUUACGUCUAUUUCAAGAUUGACCUCAGUCUUCUUGACUGA